Messenger RNA from Aspergillus ibericus CBS 121593, 2860 nucleotides. Its product is annotated as putative C6 transcription factor. The record is from RefSeq and is a predicted model, not a curated record. Gene Ontology annotation, biological process: DNA-templated transcription; regulation of DNA-templated transcription. The coding region runs from base 301 to 2712 and encodes 803 amino acids. Gene Ontology annotation, molecular function: zinc ion binding; carboxy-lyase activity; DNA-binding transcription factor activity, RNA polymerase II-specific. The transcript has 4 exons. NCBI's taxonomy places the organism in Eukaryota, Fungi, Ascomycota, Eurotiomycetes, Eurotiales, Aspergillaceae.
CAGCUACCUCGGGAGGAGAUUCUUGCAGCGAGAUGGUGCGGCCCUCGCUCAUCCUAAUCGUCAUCUGAGACCCGCUUUCAAUGGACUAAUUAUUUAGUAUCUACUAUCGAUGUGAAGCCUGCAACUUACCGACCAGUGCCAAGCCGCAUUCAUUCUCCCGCUCACGCCGUCGUCGUCGUCGCUGUUCAUGUGAGAUAGCAUCGAUAAACCAGCAACCACUCUUUACUCUAGCCGACGCACAGAUUGAUAUCCCGACCCAGUCUCUCUUUUAUCAAGUCUUUUCGCAUUUUCAACCUCCCGAUGACUUCACCGUACCAGCCGUCCCUGUCGUACUCGCCGUCUGUUGGCGGCCCCGACAUGACAGCUGGUUCCUCGAGGCCUGUCUCCGACCUGCCCCAAUCUCAAGUUGACGCAAUUAUCCGUACCAAGCGAAAGGCGCGCGAACCAAAAGCUUGCUACCCGUGUCACGCUCGAAAAGUCAAAUGCGAUCGGAACCUACCAUGCGAUGGUUGUGUCAAGCGCGACCAUGCCGAUCUUUGCUCGUACGAACGUCCAUCGAAAAAGCGCGUUAUGACUGGCCCGAUCCCGCAGCCAUACCGUGAUGGUCCUAUUGUCGGAAAUCAGCCUGCUGGUGCAGAGACUCUUGGGUUCACGGGCGAGGCUCCCGUGCGCCUGAAACAAGAACCGGGUGUGGGUCGACCAAGUGUAACAGGGAAUGGAAGCCGGGUUUCAAUUGCGCGCGAGGAGUGGGACAAUGUUCGUACCAGACUGAAGGAAAUGGAGCAAACGAUCAACAACCUCCGAGUUGGUCUGGAAAAGGCGGAGGAAGGGCCGGCGUCUACCUUGGAGACGGGCAGUGUGCAGAGCGGGGAUGCAAGUAGCCGGUCCAAGGCUGCUUCUCCGGAACGGGAGGGCAUCCAUGCGCCGAAUACAUUUGGCGAAGGCACUGUUCACCUGGGGUCUAGGUCAGUCCUAGCCUACAUUUUGAACAACAAAUCCGGAUCCGAUCAACUCCAAGCGCUCUUAGAGGGUGGAAUCUUGCCGAAGCUGGGGUUGGAUAAUGAAUCUGCAACAUAUCCGUUCGUUGACCUGUGGUCUUCGGACAUGUCAACGUUUGAUAUCAGUGCAGUUUGCAGUGCAUUGCCGAGUGACCAACAAUGCCAAGAGUUUUUCUACUAUUACCGAGAUAUAGCAGGCGCCAUCUAUCCGGUCCUGGAGGAUGUCCCUCAGUUUGAGGCAAACCUUAAUCUCAUGCUACGGAAUCGGACGUCUAUGGGUGGGGUGUAUCGCGGGGAUGCCGACCAAGCCCAGAAACCUUUUGGUGUCACUAUUGCCUACAUGGGUCUGCUGUUCGCCGUGCUGGCGUCUGGCUGCCAGUCGUCGGAUUUGCCAGGCAAAGAAAGAGAACUAACCUCUCAAGUCUACGUAUGCUGCUCAUACCAGUGUCUGCGGAUGACCAACUUCCUGUCCCAGCCCACGGUAGACGCAAUGCAGACGCUGCUUGUGAUCGGCAAUGUAUUGUCAUACAAUAUGAACCCCGGAAUAUCGUAUGUUCUGCUCGGUAUGACCCUUCGAAUGGGGCUGGCGCUUGGUUUGCAUGUGGAAUCUGGUCAUUUCACUGCAGCGGAGCGAUAUCGUCGACGCCAUGUCUGGUGGUCUAUGGCAUGGCAGGAUAGCCACUUCUCCCUUUCUUACGAUCGGCCUUCGACGACCGCUGUCAGCCAGCCCGAAAUUGCAUACCGUGAAGACCGGAAGCCCGGCGAAAUAUCUUAUUUCGAGACACUCUGUCGCAUCAUAUCCCUGGCGCUGGAGGUGGUUCGCAGUCGAAUGUUGAGCCCGCACUCGCAACUGAGCUACAAGACCAUUCAAACCUACAAAGAACGCAUCCAGCAGAUCAUGAUCGAGGCCAAGCCUCAUCUCCGGGACCGCAAAUACUGCCUCUCAGCAACGGAACACCUGGAACGGGUCGUCCUCAAGCUGCACUCCUCUUAUUUUUCUUCUGAGCUCUGCCGGCCAGCGCUCAAAGCCACUGCGGACAUCAGCGACCCAGCCUUGUCCAGCAUGCGCACAGACUGUGUGAGCAACUUGAUGACUACGGUGGAAGCCUAUGUCGAGAUGCAUACCGUCAGCUCCCACGCAUCGCGCUCAUGGAUUGCCUUGCAAAGAGCAAUCAGCUCUAUCUUCUUGCUUGCUGUCACCGAGGAGGUCAAAGGCCAUUCUCGUUUCUGGACUCUCCUGCAACAACUCAAAAUGAUCAUUUCCGAACGAGCCAACAUCGAAGGCGAAUUCGCGGCCACUGAACCCACCGUUCCUCCGACUGACGGUAGCGUACGCCUUGGUACCGUCCAAAGACCCCCCAGCACCGCCGCCCCUAGCCCCAUGGGCAUCAACUCCGCUUCUCCCGCAUCUGCCGGCGUCGCUGUCGACACUCAGACUCAAUGGGCCAAGCCCCUGACCAAGACCCUCCGCGCCCUGGAGAAGUUGGAGGCUGCGUUCGGUGCCCAGGCCGCCCGGGCUGCGAGCCAGGCAGGAUCCCCGGCGUAUCUGAACCCAGGCCCCAGCAUGGGCGUUCCACCCGUGUCGGCCAGCAUGACACCCAGCCUUGGAUCCCUUCCGCCGCCCACACCGGAAAGCUCGACCAGCGGCGAGUGGACGAUACCCAAUAUCCUGGACCGCGCAUCGGAGUACAUCCACCCCCCGCUCUGGAGCUAAGGGGCAUACGACCGGUGUACAUUUGCACUCUAAUUAGGCGCUUGAUUUUUUUUGCUGGGGUACAGGGAUUGGCUAGGUAGGAUAGCACGACCGGCGCAUGCACUCUGGGAACAACUUGUAUUCGAACUUCUAGUACCAUACUACAUCU